GCCCCAGGGGCGCCCUCGAUUCAGUGUUUUCAACUUCACCUUUUACUGUAAUAUACAUUCUCCGGCUCUACAGGUGUUGUGGUAGUGCGGCGAUGCCCACGGUUUUUCUCUUGCUUCUCCCGCCCGAUUGCCCGAUUGCCCGAUUUUCACCGGCCGUGGGCACACGCACGAGCGCGGGUUUCCUGUGGUUUCCACGCACGAGCGCGCCGGAUAACUUCGCGAGGUGCGGGAUUGAUAUUGACAUAGCACCGGCGGAGGCGUGUGGUUCGGCGGAGGCGUGCGGGUCUUCCGGUUCAUCUUCUCAGGUCUGUGGCUGGUGUUCGUAUUCUGGCAAACCUGGCGUAGCGGUGCCGAUAGCGAGGGGAGAAAACACGUGUCGCGAUGUCGGCGUCGUCUGUGGUGGCGGCCGCCACCUAUUGGCGCUCAGCAGGGAUGACGUACGUGAAGUACGCCAAUACCUGCGCGGCUAUGGUGAGGAAAUGUCUCAAGGAACCUAUGCGCACGGAGGCUCUCGCGCGAGAGAAGGUUCAUUACCGAAUUGCCACGUGGGAGGAUGGGAGUCAGGGCCAAUCAGAGCUAAAAGAAGAAGAAUUGAAGUAACGGAGGGACGAGAUGUGUUGAUCCAUGGACACAGUGGGCUAGUGUUUGUACAGAGUGCCCGAGAGAUGCGCAUCCGUCGGUCAGGUAAUGGCCAUCCAGCGGCUUAGCGCAGUUAGUUAGGCACCCAAGUGUCAUUCAGGAGGUUGUGGGUUCGUGCACUUAGUGCUGACGAACUGUGUGAUGUUCCGCUUGAUAACCCCCCUAAUCGGUCAGUGGUUAAUGGGGAGUGGUGGUUGGACUGAUCUGGUCGAAAACUGCCACUGGUUAAGUAAGUUUAAUUGAAAUUUGCUCUGGCGAAGACCUCUAGAACAACCUGGAGUUUUUUUUUGGGAGGGGGGGAGGGGGGCUAGCCCUAGGUGAUUUCAGGUUGGCCUAUAUAAUGUGGCUAGUGUUGAUUUUCAAUGGGUUGGCGGGAUGCACAGACUAGUGGGUAUGGUGCUGCCAUGCAUGGGUGGAUAAGCUUUUUUUUUUUUUUUUUUUUUUUUCCCCCAGCACGAACCUGGCUGAUCGUAUGACCAGAUUCAUGCUUACGUGGCUAAGAUGCUGCCAUACAUGACCAGAUUCAUGGUUAAGGUGCUGCCAUACCUGGGUGGAUAGAUAAAUAGAUGGGUGGAUUCAAGGCAAAACGAAGGAUAAGGAGCUUAAGCUUAUCCACAAAUGGAUUAAGACGAGUGGAUAAGGGGGCUGCCAUACAUGGGGUGAAUGGAUGGAUGGAUAAGAUGUUGCCAUGGAUAUCAGUGGUGAAGGGAAUUUUUUUUCAGCACGAACCUGGCUGAUUUUAUCACCGGAUUCGUUCUUACGUUGCAUCGAUAAGGUGCAGCCAUACAUGGGUGGGUAAAGGAGAAACGAAGGAUAUGUAACCCACCUUAUCCACUACCUUAUCCACUGUCUUAUCCACAUAUGGAUAUCAUAUCGGAUGAGAGGUGGGCAGUACUUUUUGUUUUCUUGGCUACUUCAUGAGUCUUCUUCUUCUUCUUGUGUUUCUUCUCUUCUUUUAAAGAUUUGAUGAUGGUUAAAAAAGCCCAGCAGCACACAUCAUUAUGUAAUGGAUUUAAAAAUUGUACC
Messenger RNA from Chara braunii, 1665 nucleotides. The record is from the annotation of a GenBank genome assembly. Lineage: Eukaryota; Viridiplantae; Streptophyta; Charophyceae; Charales; Characeae.